Messenger RNA from Diachasma alloeum, 3646 nucleotides. RefSeq names its product TBC1 domain family member 25. Gene Ontology annotation, biological process: regulation of autophagosome maturation; activation of GTPase activity. The transcript has 5 exons. Gene Ontology annotation, molecular function: GTPase activator activity. Gene Ontology annotation, cellular component: autophagosome. NCBI's taxonomy places the organism in Eukaryota, Metazoa, Arthropoda, Insecta, Hymenoptera, Braconidae. The record is from RefSeq and is a predicted model, not a curated record. Bases 631 to 3096 code for a protein of 821 amino acids.
CCUCCAUGGGUUCAUUUACCAUGAAUUUAAACCGUGCAAAAGACUGAAACAAGUGUUGAUACCCCACCAGUCCCCCAUCAUCAAUUACGAGAGUGUAACAGUGGUGUUAAAAAAAUCAAGAUCAAAUCCCAAAUCACCAAUGAUUCCCCCCCGCGCUAAUCUUCCCGACUGGUGAUGGUGAUGAUGGUCUCCGAGGAAAUUCAGUGAGUGAGAGAGCAUGACAAAAAUCAAUAGUGCCAGCUGUGAUAUAAAUUUCAUGUAGACCUUCGCCAAAAAUUGUUCACCAGCCCUGCAGCUAAUGUACUCCAACGUGACAGCUUUAUUCAUGUACAAAUCCGACCCUUUGAGUCGCUAUUUCCGGGGAAAUAAUCCCUCAUCUCGCUGUUAACCUCAGCACAAGUCAUUCCCAAGAAAAUCCCGCCCUGAAGAUCGCCACCAGGUGCAUAGAACUGAUGAUUCUCCUCCCUUUGAGCCCAUGAGAUCAUUCCAAUCGACGUAGAAGUGAGGGGAGAGGACACAGGGACGAUGAGAAUCCCAGAACCCUGGCACUGGGCACCUGGACACCGCACAAUCUCCAGGAGCAAAUAGUCCAGACGACAAUUCCACCGAAUCGUUAAUAAUUCCAACAAAAUGACCGAGAUGUUCGGCUCCCCCAGGGAGGCAGUGCGGGUCAAAGUGAAGAAAUGCGAGACCAGGCACCAGCCGGAGUACAGGAAGUUCAGUGUUGAUCCACAGAUAACUUCUAUUGAAGUACUGCAGAGCAUACUGAUCAAGGCAUUUGAUAUUAAAGGGGAGUUCACAGUGUCGUACAGAGCUAUAGACGACUAUGGAUCAGAGACUUAUCUUUUUUUAUUGUCAGACUGGGACCUGGAUGCUGCAUUUAUAAGUGCGUCGGAGCCCUACCUGUACCUCCAAGUGAACCUGAAGCCGUUCGGCGAGUCGGGGGACUGCGACUGCGACUGGGAUGACCACCAGUCGACGCAGGAGCCAUCGCGCCAGCAAGACUCGGGCUUCCCCUCCAAAGCCCCCAAACUCCCGAACUUAAUAAUGAACAAAAUGGAGCGAACCCUGAGCCUGGUGCAGCGCGCCCUGGGUAACCUGAGCGACGACCCCCACCAGACCCUGCAGGCGUCCCCCCCAGUGCAGCCCCCACUGGGCCCUCCCCUGACAGACGAGGAAUUCCGCAAAUUCCUGGACCCAAUCGGCCAGGUGAUGAGCUCAAAAGACCUGCGAGCGGUGAUCUACUUCGGUGGCAUCGAGCCGAGCCUCCGCAAGGUCGUCUGGAAGCACAUCCUGAACGUCUACCCCGAGGGCAUGUCAGGUCGCCAGAGAAUGGACUACAUGAAGCGAAAGUCGCAGGAGUACCUGAGCCUCAGGGAGAAGUGGAGAUGUCUCGUCCAGAAGGGCCAGAACAUCGGUGACUUGAGUUACGUCACGAGCAUGGUGAGAAAGGACGUCCUGAGAACAGACAGACACCACAAGUUCUACGGUGGCUCUGACGACAACCAGAACACAGCGAGCCUCUUCAACAUCCUGACGACGUACGCCCUGAACCACCCGAGUGUCUCCUACUGCCAGGGGAUGAGCGACCUGGCAUCCCCCCUACUGAUCACCAUGAGGGACGAGGGGCAGGCCUACAUCUGCCUGUGCGCCCUCAUGCGACGACUCAAGGACAACUUCAUGCUGGACGGCAUAGCCAUGACCACCAAGUUCACGCAUCUGGCGGAGGGCCUCCAGCACUUCGAUCCCGACUUCUACGCUUACCUGAAGAGCCAUCAGGCUGACGAUCUGCUGUUCUGCUAUCGCUGGCUCCUGCUGGAGAUGAAGAGGGAGUUCGCCCUGGAGGACGCCCUGGGCAUGCUGGAGGUCCUCUGGGCAGCUCUGCCUGCUGCUCCACCCAAGGGCGAACUCAGUCUUGCUGAGGUGGUCUUCCCACCACCGUCACCACCGGUUUCCCCCCACAUCAAGCAUCUGAGGGAGAAUGCUUACACGAAAGUCUGUGCCAUCAGGAGACAGAGCUCUUCUGCUUCCAUUGCGCAGGGGAGUGGACAUGGGGGUUUCAAUAAUUGUGGGAAGGAGAACAGCACUUUGGUGAGGAAUCAGAGGAACUCGGAGGAGGAGAGGGGGAGGGAGGCCAGGACUAAUGGGGAGGAGGCGGGGGAGAAGCACGAGAAGAAGUGCGCGAGGGUGGUGAAGAAUCUCAAUGAGUUCCUGAAUUUUACGAGUUUGAAUAGGAGCAAGGUGACGCCUGCGGGGGAGGAGAGGGAGUUGAGGAGGGCAGCUAGUGAGAGUGGGGUGGUCAGGGUUAUCAGGGAUGAUAAUGGAUCGCCGGAUGAUGCCACUGAUCAGGAUUUCUUUCCUAUGACCACGUCCAUGACGAGGGAACGGAGGCUCGAGUUGGAGUCGCUCGAUCGACAGGUGUUUGGACCCUCGUCUUCUGGGAAUCAGGGGGGGAUGAAGGGGGAGGGCGGGGAGGCGGAGGUCGGGGGGAGCCCGGCAGCUGAUGUUUUUAUAUGGGAAAAUCCGCUCCAUUUGCUCGGGGAGAAGAAGAUCCUGGGGAGUGCCACGACUCCUGAUGAGGCCACGGAGUUGGAGUUUGAUGGGGAGAUCUUUGCGGAUCAGAAUGGCGUGAAGUCGGUGACGCCUAUUAGGUUACUUAAACGCACUGCCAGAUCUAUCUCAGCUUCCGACAGCGAGGGCGACAGUUGGCGCCAGAGUACAACUGAGUUCUCAGCUGUCAACCCCUCGGGCCAAGUGAUUCAGGAGCAAUGUGAGGAAGCCAAAGAAUUGACAGCAUUAAUUCCAGCUGGCACAAAUGACGAUCAUUUCGUCCCUGGGGAUGCCUCAGCCCUCCCGCCCCCCUCGGAAUUCGGCGGUGGAAAUCCAUUCCUCAUGUUUCUGUGCAUCACUCUACUCCUCCAACAUCGGGAUUACAUUAUGAGAAACCAAAUGGACUACAACGAAAUGGCGAUGCACUUCGACAAGAUGGUGCGGCGUCACAAUGUCGUUCGAGUGCUCAAUCAAGCGAGGCAGCUGUUCGCUGGAUACCUGAGGAGGUACUCAGCCCCUGGACGACCAGACUACGUCAGUGUCUAGGGGCAGUUUGCCCAGAGUGCUCCAUAACUCGAGUACUUAAUUGACUAAUUAACGAAUUAAGUGAUAACGAUCAAGGGGAGAUAGCACUCAAAUUUUUAAAUCGUAGUUUUAAUUUGAAAGGAAAAGAAAAAAUUUGUUUUGAUUUUUUUAUCGAUCAGAAAGAGGCUGUGGAGAAGUAAAAUCUUGAAGUGUCUAUAACUCACAUUUUGGUUCACACGUACAUAAUAUGGACGCAAAUUUAACUAAAUGAGAUUUUCUGGAAAUUUAUGUUUUUGGGGUUUUUGGUAUUUUUUUUCUCAAAAUUGGCGCAAGUGAUAAAUCUUAAAAAUUAGUAAUAUUCAACUACAUGAUAAAUCAUUGAAGAAAAAAUUCCAAAACCCCAAAAAAUUUUCUAAAAUCCUCAUUUAGUUGUAUUUAGGCAUAUAUUCUGUAAGUAUAAACCAAAACUCAGGUCAAUCACCCGAGAAUUGCGUCAUGAGGACACUUUUGAAGAUUCCAUCAAUGAACAAAAUCAAACUCCUAUUUUUUCUGAUUUUUUAUAUUAAGGAUA